GCAGAAGGUGCCGCAGUGGAGGACCCAAAUGACAUUGAUGCACUAAAAAAGAAAGACCCUCGCAGUAACAAUGGGGAAGACAAAGUACAAAGUGUGGAGACCCUACCUCCAGGAAAAGUUCGAUGGCAAGAUUUUGAUCAAGACAGUUAUGUUGGUGUUACUAUGGUCCGAUCUGGUCAGGACCCAUACGCUCGUAAUAAGUUCAAUCAAGUAGAAAGUGACAAACUGCAAAUGGACAGAAACAUACCUGAUACCAGGCAUGAUCAGUGUCAACGGAAACAAUGGCGGAUAGACCUGCCAGCCACUAGUGUAGUGAUCACCUUCCACAACGAGGCCAGAUCUGCUUUACUUCGAACUGUUGUCAGUGUGCUUAAAAAAAGCCCAUCACAUCUUAUCAAAGAAAUCAUACUGGUGGAUGACUACAGCAAUGAUCCUGAGGAUGGUGCUCUGUUGGGGAAAAUUGAGAAAGUGCGGGUUCUUCGAAAUGAUCGUCGAGAAGGCUUGAUGCGCUCCCGUGUCAGAGGGGCAGAUGCAGCACAGGCUAAAGUACUGACAUUCCUGGACAGUCACUGUGAAUGCAAUGAGCACUGGCUGGAACCUCUUCUGGAGAGAGUUGCUGAGGACAAGACCAGAGUUGUGUCUCCUAUAAUUGAUGUAAUUAAUAUGGACAACUUCCAGUACGUGGGGGCGUCAGCUGAUUUAAAAGGCGGCUUUGAUUGGAACUUGGUGUUCAAAUGGGAUUACAUGACACCAGAGCAAAGAAGAGCAAGACAAGGAAACCCAGUUGCUCCCAUAAAAACACCAAUGAUAGCUGGCGGGUUGUUUGUGAUGGACAAAUUCUAUUUCGAAGAGUUAGGAAAGUACGAUAUGAUGAUGGAUGUUUGGGGUGGAGAAAACUUAGAGAUUUCAUUCAGAGUGUGGCAGUGUGGAGGGAGCCUUGAAAUUAUCCCAUGCAGCAGAGUGGGUCAUGUAUUCCGCAAGCAACAUCCUUACACCUUCCCUGGUGGGAGUGGUACUGUGUUUGCAAGAAAUACGCGUAGGGCAGCAGAAGUGUGGAUGGAUGAGUACAAAAAUUUCUAUUACGCAGCAGUGCCUUCAGCCAGAAACGUACCUUAUGGCAAUAUUCAAAGCCGAAUGGAACUGAGAAAGAGACUUAGCUGCAAACCUUUCAAGUGGUAUCUUGAAAACGUCUAUCCUGAGUUAAGGGUACCGGAUCAUCAAGAUAUAGCUUUUGGGGCUUUGCAGCAGGGUACCAAUUGCCUCGACACUUUGGGCCAUUUUGCAGAUGGUGUUGUUGGAGUUUAUGAAUGUCAUAAUGCUGGGGGAAACCAGGAAUGGGCCUUAACUAAGGACAAGUCAGUGAAACAUAUGGAUUUGUGCCUUACUGUUGUGGACCGAGCACCUAGUUCACUAAUAAAACUCCAGGGCUGCAGAGAAAAUGACAGUAGACAGAAAUGGGAGCAAAUUGAGAGCAACUCUAAACUGAGGCAUGUUGGCAGUAAUCUGUGUCUAGACAGCCGAAAUGCCAAAAAUGGCGGUCUUACCGUUGAGGUCUGCAAUCCUUCUCUGUCGCAACAGUGGAAAUUCACACUUAAUCUACAGCAGUAGAAGGGCUUACACACAAUGCCAUCUUGUUUCCUAGACAUUGGGCAAAAUUUUGAUUGCAUUACUGAUAUAUUUCUUAAACUUUCCACGGAACUUAUAUACCUCAGUAUUCCAUCUUCGUCUGAAAGUAGGAGAGAACAAAGCUGAACACAAGGGAACCAAGGGGACGUGGAACACUGCAAUUAUCUCACUGAACGUAGUGCAGCAAAGUUCCCUUCUGGUGUAAAGACUUCUCAGUUCCUGUCUGACUUCAGUUUAGUACUUGCACAGCAGAUGAUUAACAUCCCUAGAAACAAUUGAUGUACAGUAGAAAAUGGAUCUUAACACGCAGAAGG
Messenger RNA from Terrapene triunguis (Three-toed box turtle), 1940 nucleotides. RefSeq names its product polypeptide N-acetylgalactosaminyltransferase 2 (gene GALNT2). Bases 163 to 1608 code for a protein of 481 amino acids. Lineage: Eukaryota; Metazoa; Chordata; Testudines; Emydidae. The record is from RefSeq and is a predicted model, not a curated record. Gene Ontology annotation, cellular component: Golgi apparatus. The transcript has 16 exons.